AUGAAGCGUCUCAAUUCCAACAAUGACGACAACGUCCCCAUCUACAUCUACUUCCUGCUGGUUGUGAUUCUAUCCCUCAGCUUCCUGGGCACCUAUCUGGACUCUACCAAGCGUGUCAAGUACCUGCCCGGCCAUGUCCACGCAUUCUAUCUCGAAUACGUAUACUACGCCAAUCGCAACGCAGGGACCGGCGAUGCACCACGUCGGGCGCCGGGAGUAUAUUCCGAGCGGAUUCAGCGCGGCGGUCAUCACACAACGUAUGGCACGAUUCCGUGA
This is a messenger RNA of Aspergillus welwitschiae, 276 nucleotides long. RefSeq lists its product as uncharacterized. The record is from RefSeq and is a predicted model, not a curated record. Bases 1 to 276 code for a protein of 91 amino acids. The transcript is spliced from 2 exons. Lineage: Eukaryota; Fungi; Ascomycota; Eurotiomycetes; Eurotiales; Aspergillaceae.